Molecule: messenger RNA, 1141 nt
Organism: Cherax quadricarinatus
Lineage: Eukaryota; Metazoa; Arthropoda; Malacostraca; Decapoda; Parastacidae
Source: RefSeq, a predicted model, not a curated record
ACGCUGCUCCAUGGUCAUAUUUUUUUAAGGCCAGUUUUUCCCCAUGAGGUGGGAGGGUGUAGAUGUUUGUGUAUAUAAGGCAGCUGAGGCACUCAGUAAGCAGUGUGGAUCAUCUGUUCAGGUCUCUCUCCUCUCCUCCGUAAGGUAGCAAAGAUGCGUGUGUUGGUAGCAGCAUGUGUGGUGUGCGUUGUAGUGUGUGUGGCAGGCCAGGAGCAAGAGCCCACCCAGGCACAGCAGGAAGUUGCUGUACCUGAUGCCAUCCGCAAGCUGAGGCAGCCGUUCACAGAGCUGCCCCUCACUGAGCUGGUCAGCAACCUGAAGAAUCCCGCCACAGUCAAGUUCUACGUAGAAUGUGUGAUAGAAGCUGGUACCUGCGACAACAUUGGCAAGGCUCUGCAGAAUUUGAUGAGGGAUCAGCAGCGGGUGAGUCAACUCUGUUAUGGAUGUUCACAAUGCGAGAUGGAGAAGCUGAGAUACGCCCUGGAUGUCCUCAAGAACGAUUACAAAGAAUUGGCUUGCCAAGUCCAGAACUUCGUUCAAAUCAAUGGGCUCUUCGGCAGCACAAACCCUUGUGCCUAGGAUGGACAGUCUGUAUACCGAAUCAGUCAGUGCCUCGCCUGGACCGUCCACACCGAAUCUGCGGAAUCCACACACUUCCGGGACGCUCGGCCGUCACCAUCUUUUUGAUACCAACGCCGCCAACACCCUUAUGAACCAUCACGAUAUAGAAUCCGUCCUCAAGUGGAAAAAAUACCAACACUGGAUGAAAAUAUGAUUUCCUUUACAGUUUCGCACACGCAGUGGGCUUCCAAAGUCUCCUGAAAAAGCCAACUGCAUGAGUAACUCUGUAAACAAGAUAGCAUAUUGCAUCUGCAUUUGUCACCACCUGUUGGUCCUACUCCUUCAGGCCGUCUCUAGAAACUUUCCCCGGGUGUGCUAUCCUUAAAGUUACCUUCACAUUUUUAAACAUUUUAAGUAGUCAAAAAAAAUUUGCAUCUUAGUCCGAAAGUAGCUUUGUCCUGUAUCACUCCACACCUGACAGGAGCCAACAGCUGGAGCUCUCAGCAUGUCCUGACAGCAGUUUAUACCCGUCUUCCGUGCCAUCGGCAGCACUAUCUUUCACAAAUAAAAAAGAAAAAGA